AUGACUAUGUCAAUCUGUUUGCUGGUGAAGUAUCAUCUUCUCAAGCACCAGCUGAUCAAGAUGUUCUGCAACUUCAAGUUAGCUGAGAGCCCAGAAAAACUGUGCACAGAAAAUUGGAAGGCUGCUGCUGAUGAAGCUAAGAAAAAGAUGUGGGGAAUAUUUGAAGAAACAGGGAUCUUUGCAUGCACGUGCCAUCAUGGCAUGAUGCUGUGGAUUGUUAACAUGGUCCACAGUGGUAAACUCUUUAAGUAUCCACUCUCCAUCAUGAAUAAGGCGCUCAAAGUCCUCAGCUCCCAGCUAUUGAUCAGUUACGAUGUUGGAUGCAAACUCGCUACCACUGUCAAGUCAACCUCCCUUGCUACUAAGUUCAAUGAAUCAAACAGCCACCUAUGCAUUGAUGCAUUCCACGUGUAUAUGCAUAACUAUGUGUGCCAGGAUCAAAACCAUCCAAAUCUUUUGACAUCGUCGAACGCGAAGACUAUCACAUUCAAGCAUGCCAAACUGUCCCUUUGCAUCACAGAUGAAAGCAUUGAGGAAUGGCAGAAGCAGCAGUCAGUAUACCUUGAAACACUUGGUGAAGAAGCUGAGUGGGAUAUGCAUGUGAUGAUGGCUGCAGCACAGAAUGCAUCAGCAUCAUUCCUUAAUGCCAUUCCCUUCGACUAUCAAUUUGUCUCAACUUCGACUGCAACAUCAACAGAUGCCACAUAUGCUGCCAAUCUGUUACAUGCAAAUGAGCACCUGGAUACCAUAUUACAAGAGAUUGCUGCCAUGGAGGUGAAGAUAGGCAUUACACGGAGGUGGGAGCCAUCAGACAUUUAUCAUAUGCGCACUCAUAUUGCUAAAGCCCUCCAAACUCACUGCAAGGCAAUUCAAAACAAGGUGAAGGAAUACAAUGCAGUGGCAUCUGCACUUGUCCUGCCUGCUCUGAGUCUCGACUGGUCGCAUAUCUCUCACUAUGGCUUGAUGAGUUCACACUUCUCCAUGAAAUCCAGCAAGAUGUACAAACAAAUCAAUGGACCCGUCCGGAAGUGCGUGAAUUGA
Suillus subalutaceus is the source of this 1041-nucleotide messenger RNA. RefSeq lists its product as uncharacterized. The record is from RefSeq and is a predicted model, not a curated record. The transcript has 6 exons. Lineage: Eukaryota; Fungi; Basidiomycota; Agaricomycetes; Boletales; Suillaceae. The coding region runs from base 1 to 1041 and encodes 346 amino acids.